AUGUCUUCACGGUUCCCUUUUAAACAUCAACAAGAAUUCAAUUUUUCAUUUUCAUCAUCAACUUUCUCUUCUUCUCCAUCAAAUAGCAUUGAAACAAUAAGAGUUGAAAAUCUAGUGAUUGGAAGUGGAGUUGUUGGAUUGGCUAUUGCUGCCAGAUUAUCUAGAGAAGCCAACAACAGCAAAUCAUCAAGUGUUUCCAAGUCGGAUUAUCAAACUCUUGUUGUGGAGAGAAAUUCAUUCAUUGGCAUGGAAACAAGUGCUCGGAAUAGUGAAGUUAUUCAUGCAGGAUUGUACUAUGAACCAGAGAGUUUGAAAACUAAAUUAUGCAUCAGGGGAAAUUCAUUAUUAUAUGAUUUUUGUGAAGAAUUUAAUAUUCCCUAUAGAAAUAUUGGCAAGUUUAUUGUUGCCAAUUCGAGUAAUGAUCACGAUGUUGAAUAUUUGAAUAGUAUGAAGAGGAAAAGUAAUGAAAAUUUUGAAAAGUAUGAUGAGAGAGGAAGAAUGAAGAAAUUAGUAUUCAUUUCAAAGGAAGAAUUGAAUGAGAAGGAACCUAAUGUUAAAAGUGAUGUGGCUCUCUAUUCUCAGAGCACUGGUAUUGUUUGCUCGGCCACUCUAAUGUCCAGAUUGUUGGAAAUGAUUCAAUCAAGUGAAAAUUCAACAUUUAUUAACAAUACCAAAGUUCACAACAUUUAUCAAUACAAUAAUAAUUUCCUUGUGGAAUUGUGCUGUAUUGGACAACAUGGUCAAAUUGAUAGAGUGAAUGUUAUUGCUGAUAAUAUUGUAAAUAGUGCUGGAUUAGAUUCUGAAAGAAUUGCAGAAUUGGCCUAUUCAGAUUUUACAAAUGGUAUGAAUCUUCCAGAGCAAUAUCAUUUACAUUAUUUCAAGGGACACUACUUCAAAUAUAGAGCUUCUCAUCAGAUUAAACAUUUAAUCUAUCCAGUUCCCCCAGAUAGUAAGGGACUUGUUCAUGGUCUUGGAACUCAUUCAACUCUUGAUUUGAAUGGAAAUUUAAAGUUUGGACCUGACAGUAAUUACAUUGGUAAAGCUAGGGAUUUAUUCCCAGAGCAAUAUUCCAAACAAAUGGUUGGAGAUGCAAAUAUGGAUACACUGUCCUAUCGAUUAUAUCCUCAUUAUAAGAUUGAUAAUGUGAACAAUGUGAGAGGACAAGCUUUCUUCCAAUCCAUCUCAAACUACAUGACAGGUUUAUCCCUAGAGAAUUUACAUGCCGAUUAUGUUGGCAUUCGACCAAAAUUACAAAAACCUGGAGACAAAUUCAGAGAUUUCAUUAUUGAAACUCUUUCUGAUGCUCUGCCAAAUAACUCUAAAACACCAACACUCUCCAAGCAGUUCAUCAACCUUAUUGGAAUAGAAUCUCCUGGCUUGACAUCAUCUCUAGCAAUUGCCAAUCACGUAGCCAAUAAUUUAUUGAAUAUUUCAAUGAGGAACAAUUUUUAA
Molecule: messenger RNA, 1452 nt
Organism: Naegleria gruberi
Lineage: Eukaryota; Heterolobosea; Eutetramitea; Acrasida; Naegleriidae
Exons: 1
Coding region: 1-1452 (483 amino acids)
Cellular component (GO): mitochondrion
Molecular function (GO): (S)-2-hydroxyglutarate dehydrogenase activity; (S)-2-hydroxy-acid oxidase activity
Source: RefSeq, a predicted model, not a curated record